AUGGCGCUCGCAGCAGCAACCAGCCUGCCCACCCUCGCCUCUCCACGCGUAUCUUUCUCCGUUUCCGCCGCUGGGAAGAACAGCAACGGCCUGAUCAUGUCAGCCGGCGAGCGCCGUGUGCCGGGGAUUUCUGUGAUUCAUUCGCAGCAGGGUAGGAUGGUCGCGGCGGCGGCGACCAAGAUGCCUCCCUCGGCGAGGGGGGAGGACCGGGAGAAGACCUUCGUGGAGGAGAUGAAGGAUAUCGCUAUGAGCCUGCACACCGAGGACCAGGCCAGGACAGUCAACCUGCGGAACGCUACCGUUGAGGGCUAUCUGCGCUUCCUCGUCGACAGCAAGCUCGUCUUCGAGACGCUCGAGAACAUCGUCAACCGCGCCGUCGUCCCCUUCCCCUGGUAUGCGGAGUUUCAGAAUACUGGGUUAGAGAGAUCAGAGGCACUGAAGAACGAUCUGAAAUGGUUCAGCGAACAGGGUCACACAAUUCCAGAACCAUCUGCUCCUGGCACUAAACAUGCUGCCUAUCUGGAAGAGUUGUCUGAGAAGGACUCGCAAGCAUUUCUCUGUCACUUCUAUAGUGUGUACUUUGCUCAGUCUGCUGGAGGUCGAAUGAUCGGCGCAAAGAUUGAUGAGAAGAUUCUGAACAAGAAAGAGCUCGAAUUCUACAAGUGGGAAGGUUCCCUGUCCCAGCUGCUGCAGGACGUCCGCACCAAACUUAACCAAGUUGCUUCUACCUGGUCCCAGGAAGAGAAAAACCACUGCCUGGAGGAGGUCGAGAUGGCGUUCACCUAUUCAAUGGAUCGCCUCCGCCACAUAUUCACCUAA
This is a messenger RNA of Lolium rigidum, 819 nucleotides long. RefSeq names its product heme oxygenase 1, chloroplastic-like. The coding region runs from base 1 to 819 and encodes 272 amino acids. Lineage: Eukaryota; Viridiplantae; Streptophyta; Magnoliopsida; Poales; Poaceae. The record is from RefSeq and is a predicted model, not a curated record. Gene Ontology annotation, molecular function: heme oxygenase (decyclizing) activity. The transcript is spliced from 4 exons. Gene Ontology annotation, biological process: heme oxidation; phytochromobilin biosynthetic process.